CAGACGCGGGAGACUCUCUCUCUCCUCUCUCCCACUCUCUCUCUCCUUCCUUUCUUUCUUUCUUUGUUUUUUCGCUAGAUUUCAUCACUCUUUAAAAAAAAUUUCCAAUCGAGUAUGGAAGAAAAAUCAAAUACGAAGAUUUAGCUGCUAAAUUCACUGCGAUAACAAAGUCAAUAAACCCUCCCUCUCACCCAACUCUCUCUCUUUUCCAUUUUUAUACAUCCUUUUGAUGUGUACGGACACACCGAAGAAGACUUCUAUCUCCGCCGCCUCCGUCGUCGUCACCGCCGCCGUUAGAUGGAUGAGCCUAGAGACAGUCUCGCUCUCUCCAAUCUCCUCCUCUGCCACGAAUCCGAGUCUUCUCUAAACCAAGAAGGAGACGAUGAGACCAAUCUUAGGAGAUCUGAGCAGCCUCACUGUUUCGUCGCUGCUACAACGAUCGGAGACGAUGAUGAAGAUUAUGUGGCGGAGCUUGUUCGCAAAGAGAAUCUGCGAUUCGAAGCCGAACCCACGAAAACGACGUCGUCUUUCGACAGAUUGAUUGCAAUCGAUUGGAUUCUCACUACAAGGACGAGAUUCGGAUUCCAACAUCAAACAGCAUACAUUGCAAUAUCAUACUUCGAUCUGUUUCUGGAGAGGAGAUUCAUCGGUUUGCAGAGAGAUGAAUCAUGGGCGAUUCGAUUGUUAUCAGUGGCUUGUUUAUCACUAGCUGCGAAAAUGGAGGAACGAAUUGUUCCUGGAUUAUCACAGUACCCACAAGAUCAAGAUUUUGUUUUUAAACCCGAUGUGAUUCGUAAAACUGAAUUGAUGAUUCUAUCGACAUUGGAUUGGAAGUUGAACUUAAUCACUCCUUUUCAUUACUUGAAUUACUUCGUUGCUAAAAUCUCUCAAGAACAAAACCAAUCUGUUUCUAAAGAGUUGGUCUUGUUAAGAUCAUCCGAAUCUCUUCUCGCCCUAACAAAAGAGAUAAGCUUUACGGAUUAUCGACAGUUCGUUGUUGCUGCUGCUACUACAAUGUUGGCUUCUUCUACUUCAUCGAAUAUUAGAUUGACGAGAGAAGAAAUGGCGACCAAGUUUGGAUCAAUCUCGUGGUGGACUUCUAAUGAGAACGACAAUGUAUAUUCUUGUUAUCAGAGAAUGCAAGAGUUUGAGGAGAGGAAACAUAUGACACCGCCGGAAUUAGCGGAUUCCGGCGAUAUAAAACCGGCGGUUGCUUCAGGAAGUGGGGCUAAACGCCGACUGUCUUUUGAUGAUUCCGAACAAACUUCUCCGGCCAAGAGAAUGCGUAGGCUCUGAAGAGGGUUUCUUUCUCCUUGGAGUUUUGGUUAUAAAUUAUAUUGAUUUUGGUAUUUUUUUGGCAACAUAUUGCUUUGGUUUUUAUAUUCAAUCAUUUGAUUAUAGAGGAAAAUGGUCUGAAUACAAUGGUUAUUUCAUAUGUUUGAAGUAACUCUCAUAUAGAGGUUCAUAUAAAAAGUCUUUGAUGAUUCAUUUCUGGGGGUAAAAUGUUACUAUC
Molecule: messenger RNA, 1513 nt
Organism: Eutrema salsugineum
Lineage: Eukaryota; Viridiplantae; Streptophyta; Magnoliopsida; Brassicales; Brassicaceae
Product: cyclin-D5-1
Exons: 5
Coding region: 298-1296 (332 amino acids)
Biological process (GO): regulation of cyclin-dependent protein serine/threonine kinase activity; mitotic cell cycle phase transition
Cellular component (GO): nucleus; cyclin-dependent protein kinase holoenzyme complex; cytoplasm
Molecular function (GO): cyclin-dependent protein serine/threonine kinase regulator activity
Source: RefSeq, a predicted model, not a curated record